This is a messenger RNA of Dentiscutata heterogama, 356 nucleotides long. The record is from the annotation of a GenBank genome assembly. NCBI's taxonomy places the organism in Eukaryota, Fungi, Glomeromycota, Glomeromycetes, Diversisporales, Gigasporaceae.
AAAAACUUCCACGUAUUAACUUAGAAAAUAACCCCUGGAAUGAACCCAUUGAAGAAUUUUUUGAUGAACCUGAAAAUUUAAUAGAAAAUAUUAAUGAAGAAUUAUAUACCAAUAACCAAAAUAAAAUAAUUGAAUCCAGAAAAGCAGAACUUAAUGAGGAUAAAAAGAUGUUUGAAUCUUUAUUAACAAUCGUUUCAGAUAAUAUUCAAAAUGACUCUUUUUAUAGUACCUACCAAAAACUAAAACAAUCUUUAAUAGCCGAAACAAUUGCUUGUCAGGAAGCUUUACGGGCUAAACAUCAACAAAAAACUUGGCAUCCCCCUCAUAGAUCUAAGCUUGCUUUUUGGUUACAGUAG